AUGGAGAAACUCUGCCAUAUAAUCCCAUCUGUUCCAUCUUUAAUAGCAAGACAGAUAUUAAGGGAUACCCUUGCAGCGUCUACACCAGUGUCAUGGUCCUGUAAACGAUAUAUUCAUUUUACCUCUUCAAGUUUGAACCAAAAAAAUGAACCCAAACCUGCGUCUGACAUGUUUACCAACCCGGUAGAUAGUCUUCAGCCAAUGGUACAGGUCCCAAUUAUACCAGAAUCAGAAGCAGCUUUCAAACCAACGCGGCAAGAAAUUGAAGAAGCCUCACGACUAUUUGAGCCUCAAAACCACAAAGGUGAAAAAUUUCAGUUUUUGGGAUCGUGGCCUAAUCCUCAUAUUAUGCCAAAAUGGAAUGUUCCAGAGAUUGCAUUCAUUGGCAAAAGCAAUGUUGGCAAGUCUUCUCUUCUGGCAGCCAUGUUUGCCCAGAUUCCUGAAUUGAAAGUGCGAGUAUCUAAAAAGCCUGGUCACACAAAACUGAUGAAUGUGUUCAAUGUAAAUGACUUGUUUCACCUGGUGGAUAUGCCAGGGUAUGGAUUCAACAUGCCUGACCACUUUGAGACCAGUGUGGAGGCUUACCUGAAGUCACGGCGCAGCAUAAUGACUUUUAUUCUUUUUGAUGGGUCUGUCGGAAUGACAAAGAAUGAUCAGAAGUAUUUCAAAAGAUAUUCAGACCUGAAUCUUCCACUAUGUAUGGUUCUCACAAAAAUUGAUUUGGCUAAAAGCUCAUCGCUGAUUCGGAGCAUUAUGUCAGUUCUCAAAUUCCGUGAAGAGACAAAGGCAAACUCAUGCUUCCCACAGCCAUUUCUUGUCAGCUCUGUAAGUGGCGAGGGAUUAGCAUUCCUUCAGACGUUUAUUGCCUACUUGACUGGCCAACAGAAGAUUUCAUCCCUCAGUUAA
This is a messenger RNA of Candidula unifasciata, 906 nucleotides long. The record is from the annotation of a GenBank genome assembly. NCBI's taxonomy places the organism in Eukaryota, Metazoa, Mollusca, Gastropoda, Stylommatophora, Geomitridae.